CCGUGAGAAUCCGCGAAAAUGUACCAGCGACCACGGAAACACGAACACCAUAUACAUGUAUACGGGUCUGGAAUAACGUGAUUGGCCGCCGCGUCCGGGGUACGCGUUAUGGCGUCCGCUCGAUCUACGCUUUCAUUGGAGCCUGAAACACGUGACUCCUAUUCCACAACGGUCCUGGAACGAUGUUGCCGAGUUUCAGUCUAACCUAAACUCUUUGCCUGAAACCUGACCGUGGUCGAGCCGAGUCCCGCAUGUUGUUUUGACAUCUCACUCCGAUCUACGUCGCUGGAAAAAAAAUGCUACACUUAAGGCAGCUCGGAGUUCGUUUUAUCAGCACAUCUGCAGCUUCAAGGGCAACUAAGGCAAACAAACUGUUAGAUUCAAUUAUAAGAGUAGAUCAUGCUGGAGAAUUAGGAGCUGAUAGAAUAUAUGCUGGACAGAUGGCUGUUUUAGGCAGGACUCCAGUUGGUCCAACUAUCCAACAUAUGUGGGAUCAAGAAAAAAGGCAUCGACAAAAAUUUGAAGAUUUAAUUAGAAAAUAUCGUGUGAGACCCACCGUUUUGACACCUGUUUGGAAUGUUGCUGGUUUUGUUUUGGGUGCUGGUACAGCACUUAUGGGAGAAAAAGCAGCUAUGGCUUGCACAGUGGCCGUAGAAACAGUGAUCACAGAACAUUACAAUGAUCAAUUACGUACUUUAAUGGAUAGUGGUGAAAAAGUGGAUGAAGAAUUGUUAGAUACCAUAAAACAGUUCAGAGAUGAAGAACAAGAACACCAUGACACAGGUAUAAAUCAUGGAGCGGAACAAGCACCAUUCUACCAAGCAUUAACAAAUGUGAUUAAGUUCGGCUGUAAGACAGCCAUAUCAAUAUCUAAAGUAGUAUAAUCUAUUAUAGUAGUUUAUUUAUAAUUUUUCAUCCGUAUGUAGAAUUUAAUAAAUAAAAAAAAAGGAUCUUGUUUUAUA
This is a messenger RNA of Nomia melanderi (Alkali bee), 962 nucleotides long. RefSeq names its product ubiquinone biosynthesis protein COQ7, mitochondrial (gene Coq7). The record is from RefSeq and is a predicted model, not a curated record. Gene Ontology annotation, biological process: ubiquinone biosynthetic process; regulation of reactive oxygen species metabolic process; determination of adult lifespan. Gene Ontology annotation, molecular function: 3-demethoxyubiquinol 3-hydroxylase activity. Gene Ontology annotation, cellular component: nucleus; mitochondrial inner membrane. NCBI's taxonomy places the organism in Eukaryota, Metazoa, Arthropoda, Insecta, Hymenoptera, Halictidae.